Messenger RNA from Beta vulgaris subsp. vulgaris (sugar beet), 2574 nucleotides. Its product is annotated as outer envelope protein 61. Gene Ontology annotation, molecular function: protein binding. The transcript has 11 exons. Lineage: Eukaryota; Viridiplantae; Streptophyta; Magnoliopsida; Caryophyllales; Amaranthaceae. The coding region runs from base 340 to 2076 and encodes 578 amino acids. The record is from RefSeq and is a predicted model, not a curated record.
UAGCCCAUAUCCAAUUAAAUUUGUUGAUCUGUUGUCAACUUCCGGAUCUUGGUCUCCGUCGUAAUCCCCAAUUCAGCACCGGUUGGCGACCCACCAAAUUCAAUUCCAUCGAAAUUUAAAUUUAAACCCACACCAUCGUUUCUCCUUUAUAUAUAUAAUCCAACAAUUCAUCAUAAUCUUUCUCGAAUCAUCCAUUUUCAUCUUUUCUCUGCUUUUUUUCGCUUGAUAACUUUGUAUUCGUCGCAAUUUAACCCGAGAAUUUUCGAAUUGCUGUUUCGAUUUGAUCUCAAUUGCAAUUUACUUUAAUUGGAAACCCUAAUUAAUCGACUUUCGCGAAAAAUGUUUAACGGAAUGAUGGAUCCUGAGUUGUUUCGGCUUGCGCAAGAACAGAUGAAUCGAAUGUCUCCAGCUGAGUUAGCCAAGAUCCAAGAGCAGAUGAUGUCUAAUCCGGAGUUGCUUAAAAUGGCCUCGGAAGGCAUGAAGAAUAUGAGGCCGGAGGACUUAAAGAUGGCUGCGGAGCAAAUGAAGCAUGUUCGUCCUGAAGAAAUGUCUCAGAUUGGUGAGAAGAUGGCUAAUGCAUCACCGGAAGAAUUUGCAUCAAUGCGUGCUCAUGCUGAUGCUCAAAUGGCUUAUGAGUUGAAUGCAGCUGAAUUUUUAAAGAAACAGGGAAAUGAGCUUCACAGUCAGGGGAAGUAUCAGGAUGCUGCAGAGAAAUACUUGCGUGCAAAGAACAAUCUAAAGGGCGUUCCAGUUGCCAAAGGUAGAGCACUGCAGUUAGCAUGCUCGCUUAAUCUGAUGUCAUGUUUCUUGAAAUCAAGACAAUUUCAUGACUGUGUUAAUGAAGGCUCUGAGGUUUUGGUCUAUGAUGAAAAAAAUGUUAAGGCUCUAUAUCGUAGGGGUCAAGCAUACAAAGAAUUAGGUCAAGUAGAGAAUGCUGUUUCUGAUCUGAGAAAGGCACAUGAAGUUUCCCCUGAUGAUGACACAAUUGCUGAAGUUUUAAGAGAGGCCGAAGAAUGUCUAGGAAAAGAUGGUAUCACACGAACUUCAACGGGUUUAGUUAUUGAAGAAAUAACUGAAGAAAUUGAGGCUGUGUCAGCUGAGAAUGAUCAGAGAAGCAGUAGACAUUUUAAAGAUCAACCAGAAACUGUUAGCAAGAGACCAACUACAGAAUCAGAGUGUUUGCAGGCAUUGAAAGAUGAUCCUGAUACAAUCAGAUCAUUCCAGAAUUUCAUUUCCCGUGCUGAUCCUGAAAUUUUAGCCAAAACGACUUCUGGAAAAACUGGAGAGAUUCCACCUGACAUGCUGAAGACAGCAUCAAGUAUGAUCGGCAAAAUGUCACCUGAGGAACUCCAAAAUAUGGUUAAAAUGGCCUCCUCAUUUCAGGGUGAAAGUUCACCCUUCACUUCCCCUUUUGAUGGUAAUUUUGGACCUGGAUCAGUUCCUCCAAAUUUGUCACCUGAAAUGCUUAAAACAGCUGGUGAUAUGAUGGGUAAGAUGUCACCUGAGGACCUCCAAAGGAUGUUUGAGAUGGCUUCUUCUUUGAAGCAGGACUCUGUUCCCAGCUCAUCAGGUUCAUCAAGUGGUAGGUUGAGUUCAGAACCAGGGCCAAAGUUUGCUGGAACUCGUAAUGUUCCUGUUGAUAGAAAUAGCGUUAUUAGUGAGCGUAGCAAUGCUUCUGGCUCAUUUUCCACUCCUGGAAGUACUUCCCAGUCAAGCUUUCCAACAUCAAUGGGUGAUAUGCAAGAACAGAUGAGAAAUCAAAUGAAAGAUCCUGCCAUGCAACAAAUGUUCUCGUCGAUGUUGAAAAAUAUGAGCCCAGACAUGAUGGCUAGCAUGAGUGAGCGAUUUGGACUCAAGCUUUCUAAAGAAGAUGCUGCUAAAGCUCAAGAAGCCAUGGCUUCAUUGUCACCUGCAGAUCUAGAUAAAAUGAUGCGUUGGGCUGAUAGAAUUCAAAGAGGAGUAGAAGGUGCUAAGAAGACAAAGAACUGGUUACUGGGAAGACCGGGAAUGAUUUUAGCAAUAUGCAUGCUCCUCCUGGCUAUUAUCCUUCACCGUUUUGGCUUCAUUGGUAGGUAAAGUAAUAUCAGUAUAGUGAAGUUAAAAUUCCUGAUAUAACGCCUACAACGAUCAAUAUAGGCUAAUCGAGCCCUUAUAUAAUGCUUAUAACCGCCAAUAUAAGCUAAUUGUGCACCGUAAUUCUGGUGUUCGAGCCUACGAAUCAAGGGGUAUGUACAUCUAUUGAAGACUUAUGUAUGUUAGCAAUUGUAAGGAAGUUUUUUAUUUGUUGUACCCUUAGUACCUUUCUUUGAAGAAAUGGGGUCUAAAUUUUGUUGGGUCUAAAAAUUAGACCCCCCUAAUCUACUCAACCUUUGUAUUACUGUAGUGUUCUUGUUUUUAUCUCGCUUUGUCCCCGGCUUUCUAGAAGCCUGCAAAUUUACUAGAAUUUGAGGGAUGAAGAAAAUACAUAAUAGAAUUAGUCAAUCAUUAAGACUGGGUGUGAGUUACAAGUCUUAACAUAAAUACUUGUGGAUGUUAUUUCUACCAAAUUCGUGUUUUCUUCAAUUGUUUGACAAA